Molecule: messenger RNA, 1544 nt
Organism: Heterocephalus glaber (naked mole-rat)
Lineage: Eukaryota; Metazoa; Chordata; Mammalia; Rodentia; Bathyergidae
Gene: Brms1
Product: BRMS1 transcriptional repressor and anoikis regulator
Source: RefSeq, a predicted model, not a curated record
GACCGACCCGCGGUAUCCCAGCAUGCCUCUACCCCAGUUGGCCAAUCGUGAGCUUCCCCGAUCGGUGCCUCUUGAUGAUGCACACGGAAGCGCCGGUAGGCCCCGCCUCCCGGAGAAGAGGGACCUGCCCGGAGCUUCCGGGACCCCGGUGGCGGCAACCAGUACCGGCGGACUCAGGUACCUCUCGGAGUUGGACUUGAGGCCGGAGGCCCCAGAUCCCGCGAGCCCAAAUGCCUGUCCAACCUCCGAGCAAAGACACAGAAGAAAUAGAAGCAGAGGGCGACUCGGCUGCUGAGAUGAACGGGGAAGAGGAAGAGAGUGAGGAGGAACGGAGCGGCAGCCAGACUGAGUCAGAAGAGGAGAGCUCAGAGAUGGACGACGAGGACUACGAGCGGCGCCGCAGCGAGUGUGUCAAUGAAAUGCUAGACUUGGAGAAGCAAUUCUCAGAGCUGAAGGAGAAGUUGUUCAGGGAGCGGCUGAGUCAGCUGCGCUUGCGGCUGGAGGAAGUGGGGGCUGAGAGAGCCCCAGAGUACACGGAGCCUCUUGGGGGACUGCAGCGGAGCCUUAAGAUUCGCAUUCAGGUGGCAGGAAUCUACAAGGGCUUCUGUCUGGACGUGAUUAGGAAUAAGUAUGAGUGUGAGUUGCAAGGAGCCAAGCAGCACCUAGAGAGUGAGAAGCUGCUGCUCUAUGACACACUACAGGGGGAGCUGCAGGAGCGGAUCCAGAGGCUGGAGGAGGAUCGCCAGAGCCUGGACAUCAGCUCCGAGUGGUGGGAUGACAAACUGCAUGCCAGAGGCAGCUCCAGGACCUGGGACUCACUGCCACCGAGCAAGAGGAAGAAGGCACCUCUCGUUUCUGGCCCUUACAUUGUGUACAUGCUGCAGGAGAUUGACAUCCUGGAAGACUGGACGGCUAUCAAAAAGAGGCAGCAGGGAGUGGAAAUUGCCAAGCCAGAGGUGGGCUCUCACAGGGAGGCUUUUCUUCUCCCCAUCCAGGCCAGGGCAGCAAUGUCCCCUCAGAAGAGAAAAGCAGAUGGAUUGUGACCCAGCUGUUCACAGCCAGGGAUCCCUUGGAACAGCUGGCACCACACCCAGGACUCGAAUUUUCCUGCAAAAAGGCUCCCUGGCAUCCCCCAGGGGCAGCCCUCCGGACUCUCCAGUGCUGCUGCAGGCGCCCCCUCCAGCCAUCACUGGUCUGGACUCCUCCUUAGCCUGUACAGCUGUGGCCCUGGAGCUGACCUGGCCUCUCAAGACUACUGUCUAUCCCUUAACCACCCCACCCCACAGUGUCAGUGACAAAGGAGAUGGAAUUUGUUCUAAGCCAAAGCAGCAUUCCUCCUGGUGACCUCAGACAUGGGGACCCCAGCCACUAAACCAGGAGCUGGGCCCUACAGCACAGGAACUCUAAAUCAGAAAUGUAUGUUGAGGGCCUGUCUGCCCUGGCUGGAGCUGGAGGUGACAGUCAGGCUCCCCAGCUUUUCUCAGGGCCAUUCCUGGUGUCUGUUUCCCAGAUUUCAGGAACUAGAAUUAAAACCUUUUCUGGAA